Messenger RNA from Coprinopsis cinerea okayama7#130, 2426 nucleotides. RefSeq names its product cytoplasmic protein. Gene Ontology annotation, cellular component: cytosol. Lineage: Eukaryota; Fungi; Basidiomycota; Agaricomycetes; Agaricales; Psathyrellaceae. The transcript is spliced from 9 exons. Gene Ontology annotation, molecular function: mRNA binding; metal ion binding; protein binding. Bases 1 to 2262 code for a protein of 753 amino acids. Gene Ontology annotation, biological process: cytoplasmic translation. The record is from RefSeq and is a predicted model, not a curated record.
AUGGCACCACGACUACCUGGGGAACUCACCGAAACCAUCAUCGACCAACUGCAAUACGAUCCCCGAGCGCUAGGCGUUUGUAGCCUAGUCUGCUCGCAAUGGAUGAAACGGAGUCGCCACCACGCGUUUUCGACAGUACAACUCCGGCCGUGGCGGGCUCGAAAGUUCAUUGAACUCAGUGCAUCCAAAACGACUACAAUCCCUCCGUACAUCCAUCGCGUCGAGCUUAAUGAUGCUCGCGUCGAAUCCGACCACAACGAUACUACCACUGAGGCCUACUUCAUGGAUACAUUGGCAUGCCUUGACCUUCCAACGCUAAGGUCACUCAAAAUAUCGAAUGUCGACUGGACGACCCUUCCUCCCCCUCGGCAUACGGAAAUCCGACGACAGCUCUCCAAGUUCCAAAACCUACAACAUCUCGAAUUCGACAAUGUUACAUUCCAUGAUUUCCGGGAGAUCGCCAACAUCAUCAAGCUGUUCCCUCAUCUCAACCACCUCUCGACGAACGUUUCCUUCAUGAAGUAUCGCGAACACGCUAUAGCUUCGGCACUACCUCACCCCCUCCCUCAAACGUUGAGGCACAUCGAAGUGGGUUCCGAUGACGCCAUUCCAGUUGUCUUGGGCUGGCUCGCGGCGAACACGACCCCAUUUCAAAAAUACGAACGUGAUACUAAUCACAUCGAAUGCCUGUCCAUUCGAAAUGUCCGAAUGGACCAUCUACCCCACAUUCGAAAUGCCAUCAGACGAGUGGGGCCCCAUUUGCACCACCUCUCCCUCGGGUUGGAUCAUCUUCCGUGGGGAAAGGAGGAUCUUUCGGAAGAUGAACUACUGUCCAACUUGCAACUGGCUCGCCUCGGCCAACUUCGAACUCUCACCAUGGAAGGACUCGCCAUCGACUCGUGCACGUCCUUCGUGGAGGAUACCCUACCACGUUUGCUAUCACCAUUGGAUUCCUCUUCUCUCCACACAGUCGUUUUGGGCUUUAGGUGGCCUUCGACGCAGCGGUGGCAUGAAGUCGAUUGGAGUCAUCUGCAACGAGUCCUCAUGGAACACCACUUCUUCGGCGUUCGGAAUGUCCAUGUUCGGGCAUACACCCAGGGCGAGCCAGGAAUAGAUGACGCAAAGGAUAUCGAGGGUUGUGUUCGCAAGGCGUUGUCGUCACUGGACGGGAGAGGUCAACCGACAUCGACCUCGACCGUCACCGCCCUCGAGCGCUACCCACAACUUUUACCGUCCCAGAACACCAAAGAAUAUAUCAAGAUGCCGCCAAAGGGAAAGCAAGCCUCUGGCUCCAGCAGCAAAGUCAAGGAGGACAAGACUUUUGGCAUGAAAAACAAAAACAAAUCCGCCAAAGUCAAAGCCCAAGUUGCCCAAAUCCAAAAGCAACAAUCCAUGGCAGGCAAAUCUCGGGAGACGCUUGAAAAGGAGAAGGAGAAGGCGUUGCGCGAAAAGGCCAAGGCAGAGGAGGCUAAACGGGCCAAGGAGCAGGCUGCGCUGUUGAAGCCUGUGCAGGUGCAGAAGGUGCCGUUUGGGGUGGACCCCAAGACCGUUUUGUGUGCGUUCUUCAAGGCUGGGACGUGUGAGAAGGGGAACAAGUGUAAAUUCAGCCAUGAUAUUAAUGUGGGCAGGAAGGUGGAGAAGAAGAACUUGUAUUCUGAUACGAGAGAGGAGAAGAUGGCUGAUACGAUGGACAACUGGGACGAGGAGAAGCUGCGAAAUGUCGUCCUCUCGAAACACGGCAAUCCAAGAACAACCACCGAUAUCGUCUGCAAAUACUUCAUCGAAGCCAUCGAAACCUCAAAAUUCGGCUGGUUCUGGGAGUGUCCAAACGGAGGAGAGUCAUGCCAGUACAGGCACGCUCUUCCACCAGGAUUUGUGCUCAAAUCUCAGAAGAAAGCGGCUGAGGAGGCAGCGAAGGCCAACACCAUCAGUCUGGAGGACUUUUUGGAAGUCGAGCGUCACAAACUCGGACCCAACCUCACUCCAGUCACCCCCGAGACCUUUGCUCAUUGGAAGAAGACACGAAUGGACAAGAAGUUGGCCGAGGAGGAGGCCCUUCGCAAGGCCAAGGAGACCCAGAACGCAGCUGGCAAGAGCAGCGGCAUGAGCGGACGAGAUCUGUUCCAAUUCAACCCCGAGUGGUUCCAAGAUUCAGACGACGAAGGAGGCGAAGACUGGGAUCUUGCCAAGUACAGGAAGCAGAAAGAAGAGGAAGAUCUGGCAGCGGAGGAAGCCCGGAUUGCUGCCUUGUCGCUUCAGUAAAUCAAUGGCCUGGUGCCGCUUUCAAUGCAUUUUCCCAUUUUGUUUCUCGCAUUGGACCCUUUCUAUCUUCGUCUCAGAGCCAUCUUUACUGGCUCAAGCCUGUUGUAUUAACUUGCAUGACUAUCGUGUAACAUCAGAUACUAUUAAGAAACAGGUUAUUACAA